Toxotes jaculatrix (banded archerfish) is the source of this 2036-nucleotide messenger RNA. It is a transcript of the gene nmt1a, whose product is annotated as N-myristoyltransferase 1a. NCBI's taxonomy places the organism in Eukaryota, Metazoa, Chordata, Actinopteri, Toxotidae. The record is from RefSeq and is a predicted model, not a curated record. Gene Ontology annotation, cellular component: cytoplasm. The transcript is spliced from 12 exons. The coding region runs from base 18 to 1475 and encodes 485 amino acids. Gene Ontology annotation, biological process: N-terminal peptidyl-glycine N-myristoylation. Gene Ontology annotation, molecular function: glycylpeptide N-tetradecanoyltransferase activity.
UCACUUCCUGGUUGAAGAUGGCGGAUGAGAAUGAGACAGCACCGAUGCCGGAGAAAGAGGAUGUAGAGGACCACGGACACUGCAGCGACUGUGAAAAUGAAGACCACCACUUUGACGAUGGUGACAGGGGUCUGGCUGACGACACUGGCGCCAAGAAGAAGAAAAAGAAGCAGAAAAAGAAGAAGAAAUCUGGUGCCACAGAAGCAGCUCAGGACACCCUUGCCAAGGUGAAUUCGUUGCCAGCUGAUAAGCUACAGGAGAUCCAGAAGGCCAUUGAACUGUUCUCUGUGGGCCAGGGCCCUGCCAAAACCAUGGAGGAGGCAAGUCGGAGGAGUUACCAGUUCUGGGAUACACAGCCUGUGCCCAAGCUAGGGGAGACGGUGACGUCGCACGGCUCGAUUGAACCUGACAAAGACACCAUUCGAGAGGAGCCCUACAGCCUCCCACAGGGCUUCAGCUGGGACACCCUCGACUUGGGGAACCCUGCUGUGCUCAAGGAGCUUUACACCCUCCUCAAUGAGAACUAUGUGGAAGAUGAUGACAACAUGUUCAGAUUUGACUACUCCCCUGAGUUCCUGCUCUGGGCCCUGCGGCCCCCUGGCUGGUUGCCCCAGUGGCAUUGUGGAGUGAGGGUUAACUCCAACCAGAAGCUGGUGGGCUUUAUCAGUGCCAUUCCUGCCUCUAUCCGCAUCUAUGAGAUAGAAAAGAAAAUGGUUGAGAUCAAUUUCCUGUGCGUCCACAAGAAGCUUCGCUCCAAACGAGUCGCUCCGGUGCUGAUCAGAGAGAUCACCAGACGGGUCAACCUGCAGGGCAUCUUUCAGGCGGUGUACACUGCGGGAGUGGUACUGCCCAAACCUGUGGGCACAUGCAGGUAUUGGCAUCGCUCUUUGAACCCACGCAAACUAAUCGAAGUGAAGUUCUCCCACCUGAGCAGGAACAUGACUAUGCAGCGCACCAUGAAGUUGUACCGUCUGCCUGAGGCCCCGAAGACUCCGGGUCUGCGGCCGAUGACCAAGAAGGAUGUGCCAGUGGUGCAUCGCCUCCUCCGUGAGUACCUGAACGAAUUCAACCUGGUGCCCGUCAUGAACCAGGAAGAGGUGGCACACUGGCUGCUGCCCCGGGAGAACAUUAUUGACACUUACCUGGUGGAGAACGAUGGCAAAGUGACGGAUUUCCUGAGUUUCUACACACUACCCUCUACCAUCAUGAACCACCCUGUGCACCGCAGCCUAAAAGCAGCGUACUCCUUCUACAAUGUGCACACCACCACCCCCCUGCUCGACCUGAUGUCUGAUGCCCUCAUCCUGGCCAAAUCAAAAGGGUUUGAUGUCUUUAAUGCACUGGAUCUAAUGGAAAACAAGACUUUCUUGGAGAAGCUUAAGUUCGGCAUCGGUGAUGGGAAUCUACAGUAUUACCUGUACAAUUGGAAGUGUCCCAGCAUGGGGUCAGAAAAGGUUGGGUUGGUGCUGCAGUGACAUCCCUUUACGCCAUAAACACGAGUCACCAACAGGCCAGGAGACCGCACCAUCGCACUGACCACCUCACAGAUGGACUGAUGAUUCCUGCUUCAGGAAAGGAAAACCCACCGCCCAUUUUUACUUUUUGACCUUUUGAACUUUGACCUGCACUACCGCUGCCAGGCAGGGAGGUGGGAAGAGUCUUCAGCUCUUCCUCUUCCCUCGAUCACAUGGACCUUAAGCCAUUGUAGUUACCAUCGCAAACAACUGUAUUACAUCUGAAAGCUGUCUUGAUUGUACCAAACACACAUACACACAAGAACAGUUUGCACAAAUUACUUUAUACCAAACACUCUCUGUUGGCAUACCUACAAACCGGACAAUACUUGUAGAUAAUAUCAGAAGUAACUGCGGAUCAUGCCCAAACACAUACAAACUAGAACCUACAGUUUUAUUUUAUUCCUAAAUGUUGGAAGUGCUUUUUGCAAUUAAAAUAAAUCUGUCAUCCUUAAGUUUUAGAGAUAAAAAAAAAAAGAAAAGAUCAAAAAAUAUUUUAAUGAGGAAAAGGCUCAAAAAGAU